Messenger RNA from Drosophila innubila, 3870 nucleotides. It is a transcript of the gene AOX2, whose product is annotated as aldehyde oxidase 4. Gene Ontology annotation, molecular function: iron ion binding; FAD binding; oxidoreductase activity. Lineage: Eukaryota; Metazoa; Arthropoda; Insecta; Diptera; Drosophilidae. The transcript has 6 exons. Bases 1 to 3795 code for a protein of 1264 amino acids. The record is from RefSeq and is a predicted model, not a curated record.
AUGAGUAUCAAGUUCAAUGUGAAUGGCUUUCCGUACGAGGUGCAUCCAGCGGACUACGCUGCGGACAUCACCCUCAACACCUUCCUGAGGGAACAUCUCCACCUGACGGCUACCAAGUACAUGUGCCUAGAGGGCGGAUGUGGCUCCUGCGUUUGUGCCAUUCAACGCCGUCAUCCCAUCACUGGUGACAUAAAAACUCAAGCCGUCAACUCGUGCCUGAUGCUGCUCAAUACCUGUAAUGAUGUGGACAUUAUAACCGACGAGGGACUGGGUAACAAGAGCAGCGGAUAUCAUCCCAUACAGAAGCGUCUGGCCAAGCUCAAUGGAACCCAGUGUGGAUACUGCUCCCCGGGAUUCGUUAUGAACAUGUACGCGCUAAUGGAGGGCAACGGAGGUCAGGUGACCAUGUCUGAGGUGGAGGACUCGUUCGGAGGCAACAUAUGUCGCUGCACCGGUUACCGACCUAUACUGGAUGCCAUGAAAUCCUUUGCCGCGGACAGCAAUAUUGAAGUGCAAGCGGAUUGUGUGGAUAUUGAGGACUCCUUCGAAUUGAUUUGUCCACGUACUGGACAAUGCUCCAGUGGAAACUGCUCCCGGAAAAUGCUACAAGUGCAGGACAACUGUCAUUGGUAUUGGCCCAAGACGUUGGCGGAGCUGUUUAAUGCCCUAGACCAGGUGCCCAUAGGAGAGGAGUACAUCAUGGUGGCGGGCAAUACAGCGCAUGGCGUAUACAGGCGUCCAAAAAAUAUACAGCACUACAUCGAUGUCAACAUGGUGCCGGACUUGAAGCAGCAUAGCAUCGAGUCAGACCACCUGCUACUGGGCGCCAACAUGUCGCUGACAGAGGCGAUGCAGGUCUUCCAACAAGCCGCGAGUCGCUCCGGCUUCGAGUAUUGUGCACAAUUGUGGAAGCACUUCAACCUGAUCGCAAACGUGCCUGUGCGAAAUAACGGAACUCUUGCGGGAAACAUUUCCAUCAAGAAGCAACAUCCAGAAUUCGCUUCGGAUGUGUUCAUCACAUUUGAGACUCUGGAUGUCCAGGUCAUAGUGCACGAGAAUGCGAAUACUCAGAGAGUUGUGAGUCUAUUGGCUUAUUUACAAGACCCCAGCCCCAAAUUGGUCAUUGGUGCCUUUCUGCUCAGAUCCUACCCCAAGGAUAAAUACUUGUUCAACACCUACAAGAUCCUUUCUCGUGCUCAGAACGUUCAUGCCUAUGUCAAUGCUGGAUUCCUCAUUGAAUGGCGUAAUAUCCAACAUCGCAUAGUCGCAUCGGCUCGUCUUUGCUUCGGAAACAUUCGUCCUGGCUUUGUGCAUGCACAGAAUGCAGAGCAGUCCUUAGUGAGUCGCGAUCUUUACGACAGCGCCACAGUGGCGCAAGUUUUCGGAGAGCUCCUAACGAGUCUGCAGCCAGUGGAAAUGCCCCCGGAGGCUUCUCCUGAAUACCGGGAGAAACUGGCCUGCUCUCUCUUCUACAAGUUUCUGUUAGGCUCAGCGCCUAAGGAAGUCGUCAAGGAGCGUCUACGCAGCGGUGGACAGUUGCUUGAACGUCCACUUUCCUCGGGAAAGCAGACAUUUGAGACCAUACCCAAGAACUAUCCAGUUACCCAGGUGGUGCAGAAACUGGAGGGCCUCGUUCAAUGUUCCGGUGAGGCCAAGUACAUGAACGAUCUGUUGACUAAUUCUAAUGCUGUACACUGUGCCUUCGUCACCGCUAAGCGAGUUGGUGCCACAAUCGAACGGGUCGAUGCUAGAGCUGCCCUCCAGUGCAAGGGUGUGGUGGCCUUCUAUACACUGCAGGAUAUUCCUGGCGACAACAACUUCAACAACACGACGUUACUUUCUGAUGAACCGGAGGAGAUCUUUGUCGCUGGACCUGUCAAGUAUUACGAUCAGCCUCUGGGUGUAAUCGCUGCGCUGACCCACGAUGUGGCUGUCUAUGCAGCUACCUUGGUUCAGGUGACCUAUGUCAAUAGCCAGGUGAAGAUCUACACUAGUAUGAAAGCUGUGCUGGCAGAUAAGGCAGAGGAUCGUAUUAAGAUAAUGACCACGAAAACUGAGGACGUCUCAAGACCAAUGCCAGAGGCUGGCGAUGUAAUAGGACGCGGCAUUUUAGAGCUGGAGUCGCAGUACCACUUCACCCUUGAGCCACAGACCACAAUAGUGGUGCCUGUCGAGGAGGGUCUUCAGGUGUUCUGCGCCACUCAAUGGAUGGAUGUGACGCAGGCUAGCAUUUCGCGUAUGCUUAAGCUGGAGGCAAAUGCGGUGCAGCUCCAGGUGCGUCGUGUGGGUGGUGCCUAUGGCGCGAAGGUGACCCGCGGUAAUCAAUUAGCCUGCGCCUGUGCUCUAGUUGCAUACAAAUUGAAUCGACCUGCGCGUUUUGUGCAAACUAUUGAAUCCAUGAUGGAGUGUAAUGGCAAGAGAUGGGCCUGUCGCUCUGAUUAUGAGUUUCAAGUUCGUGCUAAUGGAUUGAUUCGACUUCUAACCAACAACUAUUACGAGGAUGCGGGUUGCACUCUCAAUGAGAAUGUUGUUGACUUCCUGACCAGGCCAGCACUUCCAAAUGUCUACAAUCUAACCAACGUGAACUUUAAAGUAAGGGGUACAGCAAUCAGAACAGACGCGCCAAGCUCCACAUGGUGUCGUGCUCCAGGAACAGCAGAGGGCAUUGCAAUGACGGAAACGGUACUGGAGCACAUUGCCUUUGCUUGCAAACUAGAUCCGGCGGAUGCUCGUCUAGUAAAUCUGCGACCAGGCAACAAAAUGGUACAGUUGCUGCCUCGAUUCUUAGCCUCCACGGAAUAUCGAAAGCGAAGAGAUGAGAUCAACUUGUUCAAUGCCCAGAACCGAUGGCGUAAGCGGGGACUUGGACUGUCGUUGAUGGAGUUCCCUGUAAGUGUUAACAUUGCCCUCUGUUAUCCAGCGACAGUGGCCAUUUAUCACGCAGAUGGAUCUGUGGUAAUCUCCCAUGGUGGCAUUGAGAUCGGUCAGGGCCUAAAUACAAAGGUAGCUCAAGUGGCUGCAUUCACCCUGGAAGUACCAUUGGAGCGUGUACGGGUGGAGAGCACCAAUACGAUCAUGGGGGCUAAUGCAUUUGUGACAGCCAAUUCCAUGGCUAGCGAAGUUGUUGGGAUCGCAGUACGUAAAGCGUGCAACACUUUAAAGCAGCGACUGAAGCCGGUAAAGCAAAAGUUGGGCCCGAAAGCCAAGUGGGAGCAGGUAGUUGAAGCGGCAUUCAACCAAUCGAUCAGUCUGAUUGCAACGGAGUCUUUUAAAAUGGGAGAUCAACCCAAUUACAGUGUAUUUGGCUUGAGUCUUAGUGAGUUGGAGCUGGACAUUCUGACGGGCAAUCACUUGAUUCGCCGUGUGGAUAUCCUAGAAGAUGCAGGCGAGAGUCUCAGUCCCAACGUUGAUGUUGGACAGGUAGAGGGUGCCUUCGUCAUGGGGUUGGGCUACUACCUUACAGAGCUCUUGCUAUACGACCGACAGACGGGUCGCAUUCUCACUAAUCGCACCUGGAACUAUCAUCCGCCGGGUGCCAAGGAUAUACCCAUUGAUUUUCGAAUCGAGCUGCUGCAGAAGAGCCCCAAUCCUGUUGGUUUCUUACGCUCCAAAGCAACCGGUGAGCCAGCCUUCUGUUUGGCCGUCGGCGUGCUCUUUGCUAUGCAGCAUGCAAUACAAUCUGCCAGAGAGGACGCUGGACUACCCAGGGAAUGGGUUCGCCUCGGUGCACCCACCACACCAGAGACGGUGGUUCUAUCGGCAGGAAGCGAAGUACAUCAGUUUGCACUUCAAUAGAUUUAAAACUAUGUUACAUACUUAGGGAAUUAAGGAUUUGAAUUGUUGUUUACAUAAUAAAAUGUAUUCUUAUUA